Messenger RNA from Syngnathoides biaculeatus (alligator pipefish), 4405 nucleotides. It is a transcript of the gene cdh7a, whose product is annotated as cadherin 7a. The record is from RefSeq and is a predicted model, not a curated record. The transcript has 15 exons. The coding region runs from base 1108 to 3546 and encodes 812 amino acids. Gene Ontology annotation, biological process: cell-cell junction assembly; multicellular organism development; adherens junction organization. Gene Ontology annotation, molecular function: cadherin binding; calcium ion binding. NCBI's taxonomy places the organism in Eukaryota, Metazoa, Chordata, Actinopteri, Syngnathiformes, Syngnathidae. Gene Ontology annotation, cellular component: catenin complex; plasma membrane; adherens junction.
UUGCUACUUUUGGGGGACAACGGAACUGUGCCCACGAUUAAAUAAAAAGAUGUUAGCCAAGUUCGUCAUUUUACGAAGUUAUGAUACUAAAUCAUAAUAUUAUAGAAUAAUAAAAGUUCUGUUCAUUUAGCUUUGGCGUUGGGCGAAUAUGCAAUCAAAAGGCUACGGUGGCUGUAAAGUGCAAUCACAAAAAUAGAAGCGAUACAACUUAAUCCCAGUCAUGUUUCUUGGAGUAAAGAUGAAUAAACUUGUAAAAAUAAUAAAAAAAAAAUACGAACAAAAACACAAAAUGUGUUUACAGUUUUCCAAUGUUGCCUCGGGUGAUAUUGGCAUACAUCAAGUGUCCGAGGGAACUUGAAAGCAUCGUAGGUAAGGAGUGACGUCCGUUAGAGCCAAUGGGAUGCGAGGAUAGUCCCACGGGUGAUAGCGAAUAGGAGAGCGACUUUAUCCCGCCACUCAAACCAAGAUGGAGGAUGUUUCCGCUCGGUGGAAUUUCGGCGGCUGCGAAUCACACCCUACAAACGUUCGUGUAGGCACUUUCGCCGUGGACAGGAAGUUACCCACCAACAGGCUAGCCAGGUCACAUUCACGAUUUCGGAAUUCCCGCAGAUGAUGAGCCGGACAGUCGUUCAGUGUCUCUGCCGUCGUCUUCUCCAACAGCCACCAGCAGAGCCAGCAGUGCGUAAAUUCAUAGUAAAUAAUUCAUGAAUGGUGGAGACGUUAGAGUUUGGCCUCAAAAUUGCUCAAACGAGUGCCAAUUAUCGGACCCUGCCGCGGAAAAGCUCCUCGGCCGCCGUUGACCCCGUUAGCCACUUUUAAUGUCAACACCCCGUCGCCCGAGUGGAAGGAAUUACCUCGCUUUUAGUCUCCAAUCGGGGGAAAAAACGAGGAGGCGCACAGCAGAAUGCCGAGCUUGACUGCACCGUGGUGAAACGAGCUCAGGACUGUGUGGAUAAAAACCCUGAGGGGGUUUGACAUUUUAGCUCUUUUUUUUUUUUUUUAUUUUUAAUAUAAAUAUAUAAAAAAAAAAUUUUUUUUUUUUGCUCUUCUUCUGGGCUGAGUGCGUUUUGGAGCAGCGCGGGGAGGAAGGCGGCAGGGGUGGCGCAGAUGAUGGCGCGGUGCUGCUCAGCCGUGCGCAGAGCCCCGGCUCUCCUGGCGCUCAUGGGCCUCCUGUUUCCCAUCCGACACGGGGCUUGCUCGGAGCUAAACGGGGGCGGCGGCUCUGGGGACCAGGACGAGUCCCCGCGCUCAGGUGCAACCCCCGCGGGGGGCCUGCACAGGCAAAGGCGCAGCUGGGUAUGGAACCAGUUCUUCGUGCUGGAGGAGUUCACGGGAAACGAGCCGCUUUACGUCGGAAAGCUCCACUCGGACGUGGACAAGGGCGACGGCAAGGUGAAGUACGUGCUGUCGGGCGAGGGCGCCACCUCCAUCUUCACCAUCGACGAGAACACGGGCGACAUCCACGCCACCAAGCGGCUGGAUCGGGAAGCGCAAGCUUACUACACGCUGCAGGCCCAAGCCGUGGACCGACUCACCAACCUGCCUGUCGAGCCCCGCUCCGAGUUUGUGGUCAAAGUCCAGGACAUCAACGAUAAUGAGCCCAAGUUCCUGGAUGGGCCCUACUUUGCCGGCGUGCCUGAGAUGUCACCCCUCGGAACCAUGGUGGUGCAAGUGGCGGCCACGGACGCCGACGACCCCACGUACGGGAACAGCGCCAGGGUGGUGUACAGCAUCGUGCACGGGCAACCCUACUUCUCCGUGGAGCCCAAGACAGGUGUCAUCCGGACGGCUUUGCCCAACAUGGACCGCGAGACCAGAGACCAGUACGUGCUGGUCAUCCAGGCCAAGGACAUGGUGGGCCAGAUGGGCGGGCUCUCCGGCACCACGUCCGUCACCGUCACGCUCACCGACGUCAACGACAACCCGCCGCGCUUUCUUCACAAGGUCAACCAGUACACCGUCCCGGAGUCGCUUCCCCUGCGGUCGGUGGUGGCCCGGAUCAAGGCGGCCGACGCCGACGUGGGCCCCAACGCCGAGAUGGACUACAGGAUCAUGGACGGGGACGGGGCCGGCGUCUUCAACAUCACCACGGACGAGACCACCCAGGAGGGCGUCCUGCUGCUUUUAAAGCCUCUGGACUUCGAAACCAAGAGCAGCUUCUCGCUGCGGGUGGAGGCCACCAACAGGAACAUCGACUCCAACUUCCUGAACCUGGGCCCGUUCAGCGACAUCACGUCGCUCAAGGUGACCGUGGAGGACGUGGACGAGCCGCCCGUCUUCGCCGCGCCGUCCAGCGGGAUGUCCGUCUCGGAGGACGCCCGCGUGGGGACGUCCAUCGGAAGGGUGUCGGCCCACGACCCGGACACGUCCAACAACGGCAUCAGGUACUCCAUCGACCGCAACACGGACAUGGAGCGCUUCUUCAACGUGGACGCGCUGAGCGGCGUCAUCAGCACGGCCAAACCUCUGGACCGCGAGGCCAACUCCGUGCACAACCUCACCAUCCUGGCCAUCGAGAGCCAGGAUCCGAACCAAAUCGGCAAAGGCGUGGCCAUCGUCACCGUGCUGGACGUCAACGACAACGCGCCCGUCUUCGCCAUCGACUACGAGACCCUCCUGUGUGAAAACGCCACGCCGGGGACGGUGAUCCAAACGGUCAGCGCCGUGGACAAGGACGAGCCUCAGAGCGGUCACCGCUUCUACUUCACCUUGGACGCCGCCGUUGCCGGAAACCUCAACUUCACCCUGCGGGAUAACAAAGACAACACGGCGUCCGUCCUGACCAAACGCGGCGGCUUCCGGAGGCGAGAGCAGCCCGCGUACCGGCUGCCCGUGCUGAUCGUGGACAGCGGCAGCCCGGCCCAGAGCAGCACCAACACGCUGUCGGUGCGCGUGUGCGAGUGCGACGCCGACGCCGUGCCGCUGUCGUGCGGCGCCGUGGCCUCCGCGGCCACCGGCCUGAGCACCGGCGCCCUCCUGGCUAUUUUGGGCUGCAUCCUCACGCUGCUCGUGCUGGUCCUUCUGAUCGUGACCACGCGUCGGCGGCGGAAGGUUCCGCUCAUCCUGGAGGAGGAGCGGGACAUCCGGGAGAACAUCGUCCGCUACGACGACGAGGGCGGCGGCGAGGAGGACACGGAGGCCUUCGACAUGGUCGCCCUGCGCAACCUCAACGUCAUCCGAGAUCCCGGCGCGCGGCGGGACGUCACGCCGGACACGCCGACCUUCUUCCAGUACUCGUCGACGACGGCUCGCCCGGCUUACAAGUCGCUCCCCGACAACGUGGUGUUCCGCGAGUUCAUCUGGGAGCGGCUCAAGGACGCCGACGUGGACCCGUCCGCCCCGCCUUACGACUCGCUGCAGACGUACGCCUUCGAGGGCAGCGGGUCGGUGGCCGACUCGCUCAGCUCGCUGGAGUCGCUCAGCGCCGACUCGGACCAGAACUACGACUACCUCGGCAACUGGGGGCCGCGCUUCAAGAAGCUGGCCGACCUGUACGGCAACGCAGACGGCGCCGGAGCGGGCGGCGGCGGGGUCGUCUUCUCGUAGCCUUUGAACGUCGACGGAUGAGAGAUUUUGUCGGGAGACCAUUUAGUCAAAGACAAGACGCGGUCGAGCGGAAGACUCUUCAAAAAGCUUUGGGUUUUGUUUACGUCGUGGGACGGAUCGGACUUCAAAUGUGGCGACUUGAAAAGAUUUCUCUCUGGGGCUGCAGCGCGGUGCGGGACGAGCGUUUCCACGUGAAAGACGACCAAGUUCGUCUUCGGCAAAAGUCGAAUCGAGUCAAGCGCGGUCCGCGCUUGCCUCAGUUCAACUCGCGCGGAGGGCCGCGAUGUCCGUGUCCGAGAAUCUCGACCCAGACAAAAAGUUGGGAAGGCGAAAUUGACGGAUGCGCGGUCACAUUUCCAGGUGGAGCUAAUUGGACUUUUUUCUCAAGUGUAGUGAGCAGCGUUGAGUUGGGUCCCCUUUGUGUGACUCCUCCAAGUCUCGCCGGACCUUUGUUACUCCCUGCUGAUGAAGAUUAUUCAAGUGCAUUUUAGGGGGACGUCCCGAAAUUUUUGGGAACGCGCACCGAGCUAACGAAGGAAACCAAACGAGGAACGGUUUGAUGUCUCACACCUUGCCAUGUCGAAAUGUCGCAUUUGUGUGGAAGUCAAAGGGUGCCAGCAGGUUUUGAAGUUGGAAUGCCAAGCGGUCACAUUUUCAAUCGUUGCCACGAUUCAACCGUCUGCGCCACCAGGCGGGGUCGCGCUUUCUUAGGAUGUGAUGUCACGUGACUACGAAAGCCCAACUGCCAUUCAAAACCUGCUGGCACUUAUUUACUUCCACACAUUUGUCUAUUGUUUUUUUUUUUUUUUUUUGGGGGGUUAUUCUGUUUAAAUUCAACCUCCUGUCGGGGUCAAGUUGG